CCGCAGUCGUUAGAGUCAUAUUUUAAUUGCAUCUAUCUCACUUAUUAGUAUAAACUAACAUAGAAUAAUUGUGCAAUGAUUGUUUAAAUAUAGAGUAACUAUUAUCCGAAGUUGUGUUCACUGUGGGCAUGACUCAAUUAACAUAUUCCAAUGUUAAUGUCCCAAAAAGGAAAGUGUUUAUUAAUAUACACACAACCGGCAGCAAAGAUAACUCCCCCUCGUGAGUUCCACACUCAGCUGGAAAAGAUCUGACCAGAACUCUUGAACUUGAAAAAUUGUGCCGAUCGGUAUUAGGUGUACACAAAUAUCACAUCGGUAUCGGAAAUCGAUGAUAAGAUAACGAGCAUGCGGUCUGCUGAUAGGUGCUCAGUCACUGUUCGCCGUUCAGCAAAAGUGGAUUAAUGUGAGCAACUUCAAAAAGGCUACGGAGAUGAAUCCCAAAGAUAAUGACGCUGGGCGAAAUGAUUCGUCGAAUUUUGCAGAAGAAAAGUGCAAGCAAUGGGUGGAGAGCAGCGAAUUUUCGGCGAUAAGCGAUGACGUAUCCUCUCUCAGUGGACGCAGUACGGAGUUCAACUCGACCGUAGCCGACAGUGACGUUAACUCCAUCACAGGCGAUAUCGGCAAUAUCAACAUUGGAAGCGUUAAUAAAGGUAACGAAUUAAAGAUAGUGUCAAAUGGAGGGCAAACUGAUAUCAACCACACGGAAAUUUUACAAACUGUGUUCCAAGGAAAUAACACUCAAACAUUUGGUAACGUACAGGUGGAAAAUUCCAACAAAGUCCACAUCGGUAAUGUCACAUAUGUGACGGGGCCCAUCCAUAUUAUACACACCGGUGGUAACAACCUCGGAUCUAUACAGCAGUUCAUAACAAAUACUCCACCGGUUUCGCUACCUUCCAGUAAUAACGGUACGGCGACGCCAGCCGUUUCGGAAUCGACCAAUGGAGAAACAGAGGAAGAAACCGAUGCACCGGAAGUGGUAGAACGAAAUCGUGAUGAAAUAUUCGUUUCUAACGUUUCAAAAAAGUUGAAUGCUAGAGUGCUGAGAAUAGUCGACCGACGGUCGUGGUUGGCGCAACCUGCUCUGGAAUACCAAGACAUGAAAACCCCUGUACCUUAUGUAAUCAUUUCUCACACAGCCACAGAAUCGGCAGAUACCCAAGCCGGAAUGGUCUACAUGGUGCGAAUGAUUCAGUGCUUUCACAUAGAGUCGAGGCGAUGGCAUGAUAUCGCCUACAACUUCCUGGUAGGCAACGACGGAAAUGUCUACGAAGGCCGUGGAUGGAAACGAGUCGGAGCGCAUACUCAAGGUUACAAUUCACGGGCCAUCGGUAUUAGCUUUGUGGGUUGCUUCAUGAACGAGAUUCCUGCCCAAAUAGCGAUGGAUGCAUGCCGGUCGUUGAUUGAAAGAGGUGUCGAACAAGGCUACAUUCAACCAGACUACAAACUAUUAGCACACUGCCAAUGUAGUGCAACCGAGAGUCCCGGACGGAAACUUUUCGAAAUAAUCAAAACGUGGCCGCACUGGACGGCGGAACCAUGACCAAGGAUGUUCUCACAAAAGUUGCUGUGCAGCAAACAAGCGCUCUAUAGUUUUGGAUCAGUUCUAUUCAGAAAUAAAGGUCCAUCGACGAGAUUUAACCUCUCUGUA
Molecule: messenger RNA, 1651 nt
Organism: Aedes albopictus (Asian tiger mosquito)
Lineage: Eukaryota; Metazoa; Arthropoda; Insecta; Diptera; Culicidae
Gene: PGRP-LE
Product: peptidoglycan-recognition protein LE
Exons: 7
Coding region: 431-1543 (370 amino acids)
Biological process (GO): peptidoglycan catabolic process
Molecular function (GO): zinc ion binding; N-acetylmuramoyl-L-alanine amidase activity
Source: RefSeq, a predicted model, not a curated record